Molecule: messenger RNA, 2810 nt
Organism: Somion occarium
Lineage: Eukaryota; Fungi; Basidiomycota; Agaricomycetes; Polyporales; Cerrenaceae
Source: the annotation of a GenBank genome assembly
CAAGAGUUCACCAUAAAAAGGCUUUGAGGACGUUAGAGUCUGGACGAUGAUGACCGCUAGUCCGUGAAUUGGUUUCUUUGUUAUUCAGGUAUAAUCACAGGAAAUGAGAGUGCGGGCCAUUAGAAAACAGGUGCCGUUGAAAGAUUACAUUACAACCUGUAUGUAGAGCAAGGAUUGAAGGAAGGUUGAAGCAAAGAAGCAAAGAAUGUAGAGGAGAGAAUCCGAGAUUAGAUUAGAUGCACUGUUGGACCGACCACUAUUGGCUCAGCGUACCAUUCUCGUUCGACAGAAAACCUGUGGUAGACAGCUAAGUGGAAUCAAUCUUGGACCUAUAGCCACUACGUACUAGGAAACGUCCUCGAUUCAACAGAAAUGCAGUUUGAUGUAGUCGGUAAAUUCCGGGAUGUGGCACGGACUGUAGAGAACAAGGAAACAAGGCGAAAGAGGUGAGACAAUCCAAUCCUCAUUCAUUUCACUACGCAUCGAGCUCAACGACAUUUCUCUAGAUUUAACCAUAAGCUAUGUCGAGUCCGAGCUCUUCCACCAAUCCCGAAUCGCAUGCCUCACCAAGUGCCCUGGGUACCCGAAAGCAUCCGGCAGAAGAUUCCGUCGACAAAGAGGAACCAGCUAAACGUCCUCGUUUGACAAACUCUUCGCAUGAUGUCAAGCCUGAAGGGCACCCGGGUGAAAGCUCUUCGCGCUCGCCCGAGACCUUAAACCCUCUCAAGCGACCUGCCAAUGACGCUGAGCCUGAGCCUCCGCACUCCGGAGAUAGCGAUAAUAGAGCAAUUAAAAAGAUUCGUCUUGAAAGCCAAUCCAAGCCGGCAGUGGAGCAGCAGAAACCCUCAGGUGGUUCAAGUAAUGCCGAAGAGGCUCGUCACAAGCGGCCACUAGCUGACGAGGCAUUGCCUGACCUAGACGAUGGACCUCCACCUGUCAAGCGCAUUCGCGUGAAAGGUGCAAACCGAUCGAGGAAACCGCAGAAACAACAUGAUGACGCCCUCUUGCUUCCGGUAGAGCUACACCACGAAAUCCUGGAGUGGCUAUGGGUCGAUGGCAGCUUUCUAGAUAGGUACUAUCUCGUGAAGACGCUGCGUGCAUGUGCGCGAACGUGUCUGCGAUGGCGUUCUGCUGCACGGCCACACAUCUUUCGUUUCCUCAAGAUCAAAAGUCCGAGUCGCCUCAAUGACCUCACAGCUCUCAUUCAAGUGGAUCCUCAGGUUGCAGGCUGGAUACAAAAAGUCCGUCUAGAUGGCGUAUCAAUUUCGUACCGGGACGAGCUGCGAAAACGCCUUGGGAGUGUUGACGAAGACAAGGACUGCUGGAUAUACGGGUUCCCAUCAGAGAUCGGAGUCCCACUACCAAGUCUCAAAUGCCUUGAGCUCACCGGUUUUGCUCAUCUGAGCAAGAAGCGCGAAGAUCAAGAAGCAUUCGCUAGCUGGAUUCGAGGAUUGGCAGAAUUACGCUCGGUGGUGGAACUGAAUAUGGUUCGCUGCGAAAUGAGUUCGAAUGGUCUGACUGCUAUAGUUCGUGCAUUUCCAAAGCUGGUUGAGGUCGGCUUCGCCUCAGUCGACUUCACCGCGCCGAAUAUCGCAUCGCUCCGGGAUGACUCAUCCCUUCCUAAUCCCUCGAGCAAGCAAGAGCGUCCCAUCAAGACCGACGUACCCGAUUCCGAAGCCAUUUUCGUCGAUAAAUUAUCUAUCCCGCCGACGCUUGAUGAUGCGAAAGGUACUCCCGCAUCUUCUCACGACGAUCCACCGCUGCCGGUACAUUACCCACUGUUUCAUCCCCCACCCCUGCUGCAAUCGUUCACGAUCAACAAUGUGUUUACUGACUUACUUCAGUUCGACUUUCAUCUCGUUCGCGACUGGCUGCGACCCGAGAUCCUCGCUAGAAGCCUCAAGUCAUUGGAUAUCGAAAGCUUUGUUGAUGGUCCGACUUUAGCCAACUUUAUUGCCUCUCUCGGGAUGUCUCCAGCGUUGGAGUGCCUUCAUUUGUAUGUGGGCGACGGCCAUCAGGGUGUUAUUGACUCCAUGGUGGAUAUCCAUAAUCUAACCAAUCUAACCUCCAUCCGCCUCGUAACUCAUGAAGUUUGUGACCGUGCUGACAUCGAAGCGGCGCAUUACUUUCUUUCUCAGCUCAACGCUCCCCGCCUACAAGCAAUCUCUAUUUCCAUUCCAUACCCUCAUGGGUUCCAGAUGUUCGAGGGAACCGACGAGUACUUGGCCAAGGAGUUUGGUGGCAUCAAGGAACUUCGUGUUGAGUAUUCCGCUGAUAAUCCAGGCAAAACGAAGAAGGAUUGGGAGGAAAUAACAGCUAUGUUUCCGCUGAUGGCCGAACGAGGCAUUCUACGAGUCGACCAUUGGGAUUUACCCUAUCUUUUUUAGACGGUCGAAUCACCACGACUUCCAUAAACAAUUCAUUGAUACGGAAAUAUCCUGGAUUAGCCAUACAGUUACCCCUUUCUGUCGUGCUGGGAACGUCCAUUGUGAGGGAUUGCAUACAAUGAUUAAUCCAACUCUUGCGUGGUUGGAGACCAUUUACGAAUCUUAGCAGGGGCCCUCGACGAAGCUCUGAGGUAUUUGUGACGUGACAACGCACAGGACUGUCUGAUUUCAGGAUAUCCGACUCCUCUUCAGACCGAAUUGAAGGAAAUACUUGAAGUGGAUUUCAUACACGAGUAUGAAAAGGACAUCAUUUGCGUCGUGAUGACAGUUGGUUCGCGGAUUGGUUAUUAUUUUUAUUUUUUGUCUAUUUGGCUAUGAUUGUAAAUAAAUAAAAAUUGAGACCAUGCGUGGCUGCUGAGAAAA